AUGCUCAAUAUUAAAUCGUUUUGUCUACGCUGGGCAUCAGCUUGCUUAGAAUUCCUCAAAACAAUCCUGAUGGUCCCAUUAUCUACCUUUCAUCACCGUUCUUCAGAAAGCUCCAUUAAAACUGGUAGUUACGCGUUGAGCCUGGAAGGAAAGAAAAGGUGCAAUUUGAAAACUCCAGAGCCUUGCUUUGGCACAAAUAAAAGUUUGGUCAUUACAUUCGGGGAAGGAAAGUCUGGCCAACGAUGGCUAGCUUUGAAUUUACUCAAUGUUUUUCCUGAACAAUAUUUCGAUUACAUCGUUAUGGUUCACGACAAUUCCAGCUGGAAUCAUUAUUCAGGAUACGAUAAAAUCGUCUGGAUUCAUGUAAGAGGUCAGUUUCGGUUCUGGUAUGUUAAAAGAUUUGCCCCUCCUCAUAUAUUGCGAGCUUAUCGGUAUAUAUGGAUAAUAGACGACGACGCUAGAUUCCACUUCAAUACGCGUGCAUAUGAAUGUGUCGUGGAAAAAUAUAAUGUUUUACUCUCAUCUCCAGGUCGUUGGACAGAUUUUGUAGAGAUUGGGCCAUUAGUUAUCGGGAAAGCUUGGAUAUGGACAUGUCUCUGGGAUUAUUUAAGUGAAAAAAAUAGCUUAGGCUACGGCUUGGAUAAUAUUUGGUGCGGUGUCAUAAAUACUUGCUUCCGAGAAACUUUACCUUCGCGAGCAUGUGCAAUUCUAGACAUAUUCGUAGUACACCAUGAUUCUGAAAGGAUCAAUAACGCACAAAUAGGAUUAGCAGAAAUGCCAGCUUACGAAAAGCCUUACAAGCUGUAUUGGGCAAAAAUGCAAGAAUUCGGGCCGAUAGCAGUAGAUUUAGCACAUGUAAACAUAUGUAACUCAAAAGUGUCUCAAGCUUACACAAGAAAAUGA
Molecule: messenger RNA, 903 nt
Organism: Adineta ricciae
Lineage: Eukaryota; Metazoa; Rotifera; Eurotatoria; Adinetida; Adinetidae
Source: the annotation of a GenBank genome assembly